UGACAUUCAACCUCACAUUUUCGUCAAGACUUCUUAUUCAAGUCUGCUACACGUAGUGUAACAAUCAUUCCAAUAUGACAGAGCGCAAAGGUGAAAAAUUGUGGGGUGGCCGAUUUCAACAAGGUACUGACCCAAUAUUAAACAAAAUUAACUCAUCCAUCCGACUGGACAAACGUAUGUACGAAGAAGACAUUCAGGCCAGCAUCGCUUAUACGGCAGCUUUGCACAAAGCAAAGCUACUGACCGAAGAUGAGCAGGUGCUCAUCAAUAGAGGCCUUCGACACAUUCUCAGAGAAUGGCAGAACGAGCAAUUCGUGUUGCGAGCAGACGACGAAGACAUUCAUACCGCUGUAGAAAGACGGCUAACGGAGCUGAUCGGUGACAGCGCUCGCAAGCUUCACACCGGCAGGAGCCGCAACGACCAGGCUGUCACGGAUACAAAGCUCUGGCUUCGGAAAUCCAUCGACGUCUUAAUAGCCGUAUUGGUCGACAUCAUCCAGCUGCUGCAGUCGCAAGCAGUGAAGAACAUGAGCGUCAUAAUGCCGGGAUACACGCAUCUGCAGCGCGCUCAACCGAUCCGCUGGAGUCACUGGAUUCUGAGCUAUGCCUGGAGCCUGAAGAACGAUACGAGCAAGCUGAUCCAGAUGCGCAAAAUGCUGAACAUCAUGCCGCUGGGCAGCGGAGCCGUAGCGGGCAACCCGUUCAACGUCGACCGGGCUUUGCUCGCCACCUCGCUCGGCUUCGACGGCCUUACCGAGAACAGCAUGCAGGCCGUCGGCGAUCGCGAUUUCGUCGCCGACUUUCUGUACUGGGCCACGCUGCUUUCCAUGCACCUCAGCCGGCUGGCCGAGGACGUGAUCAUCUACAGCAGCCAGGAGUUCGCCUUUGUCAAGCUGUCCGACGGCUUCUCCACCGGCAGCAGCCUCAUGCCGCACAAGAGAAACCCGGACAGCAUGGAGCUGGUUCGCGGCAAGUCUGGCACGCUGCUCGGCAAGUGCGUCGGAUUCUUGACGACCCUCAAAGCGACACCGUCCACUUACAACAAGGACCUCCAAGAAGACAAACAGGCACUGUUCGAGUCUUUCGAUACGAUUUACGAGCUGCUGCAACUGGUGCACGGCAGCAUCGCAACGUUCAGCGUCAAUCCGGACAAGUGCCGAGCAGCCUUGACUCUCGAUAUGCUCUCUACCGAUCUCGCAUACUAUCUUGUGAAGAAAGGAGUUCCAUUCCGAAAUGCUCAUCACAUCGUCGGCCAAAUCGUCAGCGCUUCCGAGACGGAGAAGAUUCCUAUAGAAAAGAUUCCACUUUCACAACUGCAAACUUUCUCCCCUUUCUUUGACGAAAAUGUCGCAGAAAUCUGGAACUUUGAGAACAGUGUUGAGCAGUACGAAACUUACGGAGGUACGAGUUUUGCAGCAGUUCAGCAACAAAUUGAUACACUCAGUGUUUGGUUGUCUCAAAUAUUGUAGAAAGUAAUGUUUAUUGUUUGUUAUUACGAGCAUUCGAGCUGGAAAAUAAUUGAGAAAAAGUGAACAGGUGUUCAUUGAAUGUUGUUUUCAAGAAUAAUAAAUUUAUUAAAAUUGUACUUUGAAAUUCUUUUGUUUAAUUGUCUGACAAAUUGUGGUAUUACAAACAAAUACCUAAUUAAUUUUUAUAUAUUUACAAAAUAUCAAAUAGAAAUUAGUUGUAUCUACAUUUAGCUUAUAAAUACAAAUUUUUCAUUAGAAUUGGACAAAAAAACAAAAUAAAUUUAAUCAUACCGUUUGAUCAAUGAUUUGCGAAUUUUAUUCUAUAAUUUCAUAUACAUCUUUUAUUUUUUUUCCUUCAUACAAAAUUAUUUCCACAGAUAUAUUUUUCUCUUUUCAUUUAUAUCAACUAUUGCAUUUUUUCAUGGUUUGGUCGAUAUAUAUUCAUAUAUAUAUAAUCUGUUGCUCAGGAAACGAAUAAGAUGUAAUGUUAAUAAAUUUAGAAGCUAUAUUUUUUAAGAAGGCCAAUGAUAUGUAAAAAUACAUAUAUCAUAUUCUAUAUACAGUAUUCUAGAGUAUAAGCGCAAUAACCAAGAUAUACACAUACUAUACAUAUAGUUACAAGUGAGAUUUAAUCUUCAUAAAGAUCUCUUUUUUCCAAAAAAAAAUAGGAUAAAAAUGUAUCAGUUAGUUGCAAUUCAUGUUUCAAAAAUAACGUCUUAAAUAAACUUGUCUUUUUUAUCAUACUUUUUAUCCGUUUUAAUGCAUAAAUGAGUGUUUUAUUCUUCAACAAUAGUUUUGCUAGUAGGUAUAUACAUACCUGUUGUCACAUUGAGUCUGAGUUUUCCAUUAAAAAAUGUUAUACAUUGGGACACAUUUUUUUACAUUAGUUAUAAUGAUAACAUGUUCGACACAAAUGCGCCCAACGCACAAUGAAGGAACUAUAAUUUAAGGUAAAAUAAAAAGUAAAAUUUGAACAAAUAUACGUAACCUACACCAACUUUUUUUGUUUACACAAUGAUAAAUUUUUUGUGAAAUAUUAGCUUAACGAGAACAUACAAACAUCUUUAUGCUUAUUUACUCCAAAAAAUCUCUUUACAGAUCGUUUUAAUCUAUCGUAAAACGUUUAGCUUUAAAUUAUUUAAAAAUAUCUUUCCAUACAUUAUUAUUUAAUUGAUAUAUGCUAGUAAAUUCUUAUAUUCUCUAUUUAUAUGCAUAUGCACACAAAGGUACAUACACUAUAAUCUGCAAGGCACUCCAAAUUUAUAUUACAUCUGUAUUUUACAAAUGUGUCUCAUUCGGUUCAGAGCAUUUUAAUGAUUUUCAACCGAGUA
This is a messenger RNA of Phymastichus coffea, 2800 nucleotides long. It is a transcript of the gene Argl, whose product is annotated as argininosuccinate lyase. Lineage: Eukaryota; Metazoa; Arthropoda; Insecta; Hymenoptera; Eulophidae. The transcript has 11 exons. Gene Ontology annotation, cellular component: cytosol. Gene Ontology annotation, molecular function: argininosuccinate lyase activity. Bases 75 to 1469 code for a protein of 464 amino acids. The record is from RefSeq and is a predicted model, not a curated record.